CAUAAUUUUAAUAGAUGGUGAAAUUUAAGUAAUUUUUAACAUAAUUUAAGGAUAUAAAUUAACGGAGAAUUUGGAUUUUAUCAUCAUUCAAUUGAAAACUUUACACUAAUAAAGUGAAAAAUAAUUAAAUAGGAUCUAAAAAUGGAAUUUGCUCUCAUAAUUGCUUUAUCACUGUUGUUCAUUACUCAAACCAGAGGACAAGACCCAAAAUAUUGCGAUCCUUCGCUUUGUAUGAUUGUCCGAAGAAAACACAUUGGUUGUCCCGGAGUUGCUGUCAAUCAAUGCGGCUCGGAUGGAUUCACUGAAAUCCCGAUGAAUUCAACAUUAAAAGAAAAAAUUCUCUACAAACACAAUUUCUAUCGAAACCAAUUAGCGGGAGGAAAUUUGACGGGUUUAACUGCCUUGUUACCCGCAACACGGAUGCCAACUUACGAAUGGGACGACGAACUUUCAUAUCUCGCCCAAAUAAACGCCAAUCAAUGCAAAUUCGGGCAUGAUGAGUGUCGCAGUACGAAAAAUUUCCCAUUUGCCGGUCAAAAUAUCGCUUGGAGUCGAAAUGCAAGAAGUCAUGAGGCCGCAAUUGAACGCGCCAUUGAUUCUUGGUGGCAGGAAUUUAAUGUGACUUCUCAAUCGGACAUCGAUGCGUUUCAGCCAGGACAACACAUCAUCGGACAUUUUACUGCAAUGGCACAAGAUCGGUCGAAUCGUGUUGGAUGUGCGGCAUCGUUCUACAACAAAGCCGAACGUUACGUCGUUUGCAAUUAUGGUUAUAGUAAUUUUCAAGGAGAGAAAGUUUACGAGUCUGGCACAACAGCAUCUGGCUGUACAACCGGCACAAAUCCGACUUUUCCCAAUUUGUGCAGCACACAAGAAGUGGUCCAUCCAUGGUAAAAGACGCAAAAAAGGUGCAAAUUAAUAUUUGAAUA
Messenger RNA from Culicoides brevitarsis, 926 nucleotides. Its product is annotated as antigen 5 like allergen Cul n 1-like. The record is from RefSeq and is a predicted model, not a curated record. The transcript has 4 exons. Lineage: Eukaryota; Metazoa; Arthropoda; Insecta; Diptera; Ceratopogonidae. The coding region runs from base 142 to 891 and encodes 249 amino acids.